Molecule: messenger RNA, 1483 nt
Organism: Cucurbita pepo subsp. pepo (vegetable marrow)
Lineage: Eukaryota; Viridiplantae; Streptophyta; Magnoliopsida; Cucurbitales; Cucurbitaceae
Product: GroES-like zinc-binding dehydrogenase family protein
Biological process (GO): formaldehyde catabolic process
Cellular component (GO): cytosol
Molecular function (GO): alcohol dehydrogenase (NAD+) activity; zinc ion binding; S-(hydroxymethyl)glutathione dehydrogenase [NAD(P)+] activity
Source: RefSeq, a predicted model, not a curated record
AGCCCGACGCCGCCCUCCAUCUCCACCAACCGCACCUACCACCAAAGGCGCCAAUUCCAAUGAUAGAAACUCGCAGCUUCUUCGACUGUUCAAGGCGACUCAAUACAAUUCUUCCCAUACUCCGCUGGAAGAAUUCCCUCCGAAUCAGUAUUUUUCUUGCGCUUCAAUCUCACCGAGAUGUCGUCUUCUUCCCCUGCGGUUCUUACUUGCAAAGCCGCGGUCGCUUGGGGACCUGGAGAGCCAUUGGUGAUUGAGGAGGUGCAAGUGAGUCCUCCUCAACAUAUGGAGAUCAGAAUUAAAGUUGUCUGCACUUCUUUGUGUCGCAGUGAUGUCUCUGCUUGGGAAACUCAGGCUAUUUUUCCUCGCAUUUUUGGCCAUGAAGCAUCAGGUAUUGUUGAGAGUGUUGGUCCUGGAGUGACUGAAUUCAGUGAAGGUGAUCACGUGCUUACACUAUUCACUGGAGAAUGUAAGUCAUGUAGGCAGUGCACAUCAGGUAAAAGCAACAUGUGCCAAGUUUUGGGACUAGAGAGGAGAGGUGUAAUGCAUAGUGAUCAGAAGACCCGAUUCUCUAUCAAAGACAAACCAGUUUAUCAUUAUUGUGCGGUUUCAAGUUUCAGUGAAUACACCGUGGUGCACUCAGGGUGUGCUGUCAAAGUCAGCUUGGCUGUACCUCUUGAGAAAAUAUGUCUUUUAAGUUGUGGAGUGGCUGCAGGUUUGGGUGCUGCUUGGAAUGUCGCUGAUAUAUCUGAAGGUUCAACUGUGGUGAUAUAUGGUCUUGGGACUGUAGGUCUAUCUGUUGCACAAGGUGCCAAAGUUAGGGGUGCAUCGCAAAUAAUUGGCGUUGAUAUUAAUCCUGAAAAGGGUGAAAUAGCCAAAACUUUUGGGAUCACUCAUUUUGUUAACCCGAAGGAGUGCAAUGAAUCCAUUCAACAGGUCGUGAAUCGAAUUACUGAUGGCGGGGCUGAUUAUGCAUUUGAAUGUAUAGGUGACACAGGGAUGAUAACUACUGCAUUGCAGUCCUGUUGUCAAGGUUGGGGUUUGACUGUUACAUUAGGUGUCCCAAAAGUGAAUCCAGAACUAACAGCCCACUAUGGAGUAUUUCUUAGUGGAAGAACAUUAAAAGGAUCCCUUUUUGGCGGAUGGAGACCAAAAUCUGAUCUCCCCUCAUUGGUAGACAUGUAUACCAAGAAGGAAAUUCAAAUUGACGAGUACAUCACACACAACAUAUCCUUUGAAGAUAUCAACCAAGCUUUCAGUCUCAUGAAGGAAGGGAAGUGUUUACGUUGUGUUAUUCACUUAUCAGCAUGAUUUUAAAUUAAUUAAAUCCAUCUUCGGUGCUUUUUGCGAGUUGUUCUAAUUCCUGGUUUUCUAUUUCGUAUUCUAUUUGCUGGGAGUUCUGAUAUUUGUACGCUUCGUUGGAUUGAAAUAUUUUGAGGUGCUUUUUUUGGGGGCUAAAGAAUAACAUUGUUACUUAGAAUCAAAA